Messenger RNA from Syngnathus typhle (broad-nosed pipefish), 1659 nucleotides. RefSeq names its product potassium channel tetramerization domain containing 6b (gene kctd6b). The transcript has 3 exons. Gene Ontology annotation, biological process: protein homooligomerization. The record is from RefSeq and is a predicted model, not a curated record. Gene Ontology annotation, molecular function: protein binding. The coding region runs from base 232 to 945 and encodes 237 amino acids. Lineage: Eukaryota; Metazoa; Chordata; Actinopteri; Syngnathiformes; Syngnathidae.
GCAGGACAAAUCCGUGCGCGUGCAUAGGCGACUGCGCGUGCAUGUCCGCUUGGCUGCGGUGAACAUCACUCACUGACUGGCAUCAGCACCGCUCAACUUUGACCUCGCUCCGGGCUCCUCUGUUGGGACGAAAGGACGCAAUCGAAAAGAGCCUGUCGGUGGAAGUGAAUUGAGCCAAAGCACGUUUGUCGCUCUGUUUCGGGUCCUGACCAAGUUGGUAUUUGUCUACAAAUGGAUAAUGGAGACUGGGGCCAUAGGAUGACAACUCCCGUCACCUUAAACGUCGGAGGUCACCUGUACACAACCAGCUUGUCCACGCUGCAGCGUUAUCCCGACUCCAUGCUGGGCGCCAUGUUCCGGGGAGACUUCCCAACAGCCCGCGACUCCCAGGGCAAUUACUUCAUUGAUCGCGACGGGACGCUUUUCAGGUACAUCCUGAACUUCCUGCGGACGUCGGAGCUCACCCUCCCGGCUGACUUCACGGAGACGGACCUUCUGAGAAAAGAGGCCGACUUCUAUCAGAUUGAACCCUUGAUCCAUUGCCUGAGCGAUCCCAAGCCGCUGUACCCUCCGGACAUCUUCGAGCAGGUUGUGGAGCUUUCCAGCACACGCAAACUGUCCAAGUACUCCAACCCAGUCGCCGUCAUCAUCACACAGCUGACCAUAACCACGAAGGUCCACGCCUUGCUCGAGGGUAUUUCCAACAACUUCACCAAGUGGAACAAACACAUGAUGGACACCAGAGACUGCCAGGUGUCCUUCACCUUCGGGCCGUGUGACUAUCACCAGGAGGUGUCCCUGCGAGUUCAUCUCAUGGACUACAUCAUGAAACAAGGCUUUACCAUUCGUAACACGCGUGUGCACCACAUGAGCGAGCGGGCCAACGAGAACACGGUGGAGCAUCACUGGACGUUCUGUCGACCGGCUCAAAUAGUGGAAGAUUGAUUUGUUGUCGCCGUGUUAAGAUGGGGUCAAAUGCACGUAUCAUCAUAAAGGGAGUAUGUAUUUUUUUUGUUUGGUUUGGCCACGAUCCAUUCCGAUGUAUCAAACGAGUAAUAGUUUAAAAGAUGUUCAAAAAGACAUGACUGAGGACAAAGUGAAGAUGAAUAAAGGAGACCUUUAGAAAAAGGAAGAAACAAAAUGAGCCAUGAUAAAGACAUGAGUCAAUAUGUGAUGCCAAUGUUUGUAUGUUUUACAUUUUGAAAUGAGCAAUACAUUCCACAGUUAUUACCCCGCAAAGUUGGAAUGGCCGACUCCUGCCUGCGUGUGUAUGUUUUUAUACGUCUGACUUGCCCUUGUCUUGCUGUGCGGUGCUUUUGAUGAAGCCAAAAAUAGGAAGUGUUGGAUGCUCGCUUUGGGCUUCGGCAACAUUCUCGUGUUUGAGGGCUCUUGGAAACUUCUUCCUAGUGGCACUUUGUUGAAAUGUAGCAUUUUGCCUCAUGAGUUAUUCCGUCUAAAAAGAGAAUUUGUAUAUAAAUAUAUAUACUCUACCUUGGAAGCCAAUUCUGGUGAGCCCAUGGUGCUCUUAGCUGUUUAUAUUCUUAAUGAUACUUCUGUCCUGUGUAGUUGUUGCAUGUUUUUAAUGCAUCUGUUUAGAUGUAUGUUUGUAGUUUUGUGUCAUGCUGUUACACUUGCCAUUAAUAAAUCCAGUAUCUCAAA